This is a messenger RNA of Lactuca saligna, 2466 nucleotides long. The record is from the annotation of a GenBank genome assembly. Lineage: Eukaryota; Viridiplantae; Streptophyta; Magnoliopsida; Asterales; Asteraceae.
AUGAGUUACAACUCUGACGAUUAUCUGAAACUUGUGGAUAGUGUUGCGUCGUGGAACAAUAAUACAGCACAAUACCUGGCUCACUUGUGGAUUUCAUCAUACCAAGGGGAUCAGCAAAACAGGUACAGCAAACCUAUGCCAUGGAUUGGGAUGUAUAUCGCAUUGGCAUCUCUGUUUUGUAUCAUUGCAAUGGUGGCUGAUUUAUUACAUGGUUUCCGGAGGAAAACGCUAUGGUUUCCGUGUAAAUACUUCACUCUGAACUCUGCUUCUCUCACUGUGAUAGCUGUUGCAAUAAAGCUGCCCAUGGAUCUAUCUACUCUAAUGCCAAGUUACAUGGACCAGGCUACAAAGCUUGGAAGCUUGGGCUUUAUGUGCACCAUGAUGAGUAAUUUAUUGCCUUCUCUAGCAACCAUGGAUAGCAAGGAACUUAUCCCAAACGUCAUAUCUUUGGCUGUUCUCGUGAUUACCUUGGUUGUGAAUGUUUGCAUUCAACUAAACACUGGAGCUCUCUUCUAUCAUGUAGUAGAUGAUGGUGCGGGGUUUGACCUUCAUGGUUAUGUGAAAAGUUUACCAUCCUACGUACCUGAUAGACACAACAGAUUUACAGCAGCCAUUUAUGUGGCUAUAAACGAUCAAGAUUUGCACCAAGAAGGAAAAUUAAGUGUUGAGAAGCUAAAGUGGCAUGUGAGCUAUUGGUGGAUCAUGGCAGGAACUGGAAGCUCCCAAUUCAUGACAACAUGCUCUGUUACAACCUCUGCUUCAACCGUAAUAUGUGCUUCAAGCGUUGUCAUACACAUUCUUCUUUUACUUUUUUAUGUUGAAAAUCUAUGGGACUAUAAGUCCGAUUAUAAGUGGUCAAUGCCAGUGAUUCUCAUAAUACAGUUUUUGGGAAUCAUAGUAGGUUCAAUUUCCCCACUUUCUAGAUGUUUUGCAGCCUUAAUCUUUAAGGUGUCCAUAAAACGGCUUCAGAACCAUAUCAAGAUCACUAAAGUAGAAAGCUACUGGACUGAGAAGUUAUCUGAUUGGAAACGGAGUAGCAUACCAUUCCCAUCCAGUAGCCGCAAAUGCAAGUGUGUCAUGGAGAACCUCAAAGUCCUAAUUCUCAAUAUUUGCAUAGGGUUUCAGAAGAUAGUCGUGGUGGCCUGCAAGAUCAUAGCAGUGGUUCCAUUUUUCGUUGCCAUAUGUGUCUUGUAUUGUUGGAAGUGGUUAAAAGCCAUGUUUUGCACCUUACGUCCUGUGCUGAGAGAAAAGCCUAAGGAGCAUCUAAGAAAAGAUAUAGAGCUUAGCUGGUACGUUUUGCAACUCCAUGACGACAUCGAGUUUGCUAACAGAACAUUGAAAGGCAUGUUAAAAUCGGUGAAUCACUUAAUCAAAAAGGCAGAAAAACAGCAACCCAAAAAUCUUAUGAAGCUAUUAGCAAAAUCUGGAGGUUUUGGAGGAGUUGCAACAUUUGACAGCGAUUAUGUUCCACCUUUACUUUUAGAAGAAUAUGUCAAUUGUUGGAGCUUGCCAUUGGUAACUCUCACAACCAUCGCCAUGUCUCUUCCUAACAUCCAACAGGACACAGUCUAUUCCUUGCUAAGUGGUGUGAGUGAAGGUCUUGUAUAUGUCGCACUUGUGGAAAAAACUCUCAAUGCAACUGAUAAUCAUGUAAGCAUUCAAGAGGCAGCUAAAACUUUGUGGCGUGAGGUUGAAGUCUACAACAAUUGGUUAGGAAACAAGCUGCCAAAAUAUAAUCCUGAAGUGAAUACACCAAGACAGAUUCUUCAAUGGUUGAGAGAUACAGCUAAAAGCAUGGUCAUUAAGGUGGAAAGUACAGAUAUUCGAAGCCAAAAUGAUAAUUCCAAAUACAGUUCUAUUUGUGCCAAUUCAAUGUAUCGUAUCACAGAAACAAUCCUGAUUUCUUGCCACGUGAACAUUUAUCACGAAGCUAGCCAAGAGGAACUAUUUGAAGUGUUAUCAUCAAUGAUCGCUGAUAUAUUGGCAGCAUGUCUCACCAACUUACCCCAAGUCAUAUUAAUGAAAUGCCACACAAGCGCCAUAGAGAAAAGAGAGGUGAAUGUGCAUGUUGCAGCCCAACUUCUCGGUCAGACUACACGGAUAAUCAGCUCCCUCCAAGAUCGUGAACAUCCACCCUUGAAUCCAGAUGAUUUUCCAUUUAUUGACAGAGAACUAGCUAAUGGCCAAUGUAUUCACCAGCAUCACCCUCCACCUAAAAAAAGUAUUCUAAACUGGGAGGCCAUUCACCUUCACCAGUCUGCAUCAUUAGCAUUCAGAAAGCAUCUGGUGGUGGAUGAUAAUGCUCAUACUCCAAUGGUGAUGGAUAGUCACUCGGGUCCCAAGAUUGGUAGAAAACCAGUGCUAGUGCUCAAGAUCAUUAUGGCAGAUCAAUGUCCAUCGGGUCAUGUUGUACACGGCUGCGUCUAUAAGCGGCAUCUGUAUAGUACUGGUACAGAUGACGAGUAG